Gadus morhua (Atlantic cod) is the source of this 1347-nucleotide messenger RNA. RefSeq names its product caspase recruitment domain-containing protein 11. The record is from RefSeq and is a predicted model, not a curated record. Gene Ontology annotation, cellular component: cytoplasm. Gene Ontology annotation, molecular function: CARD domain binding. Lineage: Eukaryota; Metazoa; Chordata; Actinopteri; Gadiformes; Gadidae.
AGCUCCUUCCAGUCGGAGGAGGCCCCCCCGCUGGACCCCAAGACCUGCCCCCGCCAGUCCCGCGCCAGCGUCUUCAUCACCCAGAUACUGCAGUUUGUCAGCAGGAUGGACAACAAGUACAAACGCAUGAACAGCAGUGAGCGCGUGCGGAUCGUCCCCCCCAGCAGCGGCAGCCUCCCCAGACAGGGCUUCGAGCCACUGCGGGAGGAAGACCCGGACCGGGAGGUCAGCGGGCUGAACCUGAUCCCCUACAGCCUGGUGACCCUCCAGCGCAGCGGGGCGCGGCGGCCCGUCCUCUUCAGCCCGGCGGCGCUGGCCGGCCCCCUCCUCCAGAGGCUCCUCCCCCCGGGGGGCGGCGGCCCCGAGCUCAGCGGCUGCAGGCCCGACGUCCUGACGAAGGAGGAGUUCCAGCUGCGGCAGAGCGUUGAGCCCUUCGUUCACUACAAGGAGAAGACGGCCACCUUUGAGGUCAUCUCCAGGGAGAAGAUAGAAGAUGUGGCUGCCAAGGGUAGGCACUGCCUGCUGGAGGCGGAGCUGAGCUGUGUGAAGGACCUCCUGCGGAGAGAGAUCUACCCCAUCAUCAUCUUCAUCAAGAUCUGCGAGCGCAACGUGAAGCGGUUACGGAAGCUCCCGCUGCGCCUGGAGUCGGAGGAGGACUUUGUGCGUGCGUGCCGGAUCCGGGAGAAGGAGCUGGAGGGCGUGGCCUGUCUGUACUCCACGGUGGAGCCUGACGCCUGGGCGGGGCCUGACGACCUGGUCAGAGUCGUCAAGGAAAGGAUCCAGGAGGAGCAGAGGAAGGUGGUCUGGGUUGAGCAGGACCUCCUCUGAGGGGCCCCUGACCCCCGCAAGCCCCAAGGAACGCACACGCACCCGAGCAUGCACACGCACCCCUCCUCUGAGGGGCCCCUGACCCCCGCAAGCCCCAAGGAACGCACACGCACCCGGGCAUGCACAGACGCAUACACACGGACACACAGACGCACACAAAUGAUAUGCUAAACAACGUGUAACAUACCGGCUUUUCCCUGUACAUCGUGUUAAUCCUAAUCUCCUACUUAUCCAUUGUCCUGUCUCCAAACAAUGGCAUGCAUUCCUUGUAAAUGUGUCCUAUUUAAGCAAUUUAUUACUAAUAAAGAACAAGAAAAAGCCUCUUGGUGCCCCUUUAAACGUAAUUUUUAACUUGUCAAUGUGAUCUCCAAAUCGCAAUGUGGUAGAUUAGUGUCUAGCGACCUUUUGUGGCUGUAAUGAAUACUGCACCUGUCGAAUACAAUGAUCAGAAAAAUGUGAGCACUAAAUGUAAACUUGGAUGAUUGGUAAUAAAUAAAAUAAAAAUCUUAUUAAAAAUCA